Messenger RNA from Peromyscus californicus insignis, 618 nucleotides. RefSeq names its product olfactory receptor 5D13-like. Lineage: Eukaryota; Metazoa; Chordata; Mammalia; Rodentia; Cricetidae. The transcript has a single exon. Gene Ontology annotation, molecular function: olfactory receptor activity; odorant binding; G protein-coupled receptor activity. Gene Ontology annotation, biological process: G protein-coupled receptor signaling pathway; sensory perception of smell. The record is from RefSeq and is a predicted model, not a curated record. The coding region runs from base 1 to 618 and encodes 205 amino acids. Gene Ontology annotation, cellular component: membrane.
AUGUACUUCUUCUUCAGCCACUUGUCCUUUGCUGAUUCCUGUUAUUCCACUGGAGUCACACCUAAACUCUUGGAGAACUUGGUUGUGGAGGAUAGGACCAUCUCUUUCUAUGGCUGUAUCUUGCAGUUUUCUUGUGCCUGCAUUUUCGGUGUAGCGGAGACCUUCAUGUUGGCAGCAAUGGCUUACGACCGCUUCAUGGCAGUUUGUAAACCCCUGCUCUAUACUGCUGUUAUGUCUCCCCAGCUGUGCACCUUUCUGGUGGCUGGAUCUUAUACAUGGGGCAUCGUGUGUUCCCUGACACUCACAUAUUUCCUUCUUGCACUAUCCUAUUGUGAAUCUAGCGUCAUCAAUAACUUCAUCUGCGACCACUCUGUCAUUGCGUCUGUCUCCUGCUCAGACCCCUACACUAGCCAGACACUAUGUUUUAUUAUUGCUGUUUUCAAUGAGGUCAGCAGCCUGCUGAUUAUUCUGACAUCAUAUGUGUUCAUUUUCACCUCAGUUAUGCAGAUUCCUUCUGCUAGUGGGCGUCAGAAAACGUUCUCUACCUGUGCCUCCCACCUGACAACCAUCACUAUCUUCCACGGUACCAUCCUCUUCCUCUACUCUAAAGCUUCCUGA